Molecule: messenger RNA, 645 nt
Organism: Caenorhabditis bovis
Lineage: Eukaryota; Metazoa; Nematoda; Chromadorea; Rhabditida; Rhabditidae
Source: the annotation of a GenBank genome assembly
AUGUUUUUUGAUGUAGAGUUGACAAUAUGCGAAGAAGAUCCUUUUCCGUAUGGACUCGACGAUAGAUUGGAUCCGUUCUCAAGAUCAUCGGGCUUAAGGCAUCGAGGCACACGUCAUCAGAAACACCAUCGAAAACACAAUCAUCAUAACUAUGACGAUCGCAAUCAUUGGGGAUUCGAAGAUGAUGAACGAAAAUCCGAAAUUCAGAAAGAAUCCGAGUUAUCGAAAUCUGUGAAUGACGCAUUAUCCGGAAUUACGACGACACAAUUACCUCCUGAUCCAUACCACAAUGGAUUACUAAAGGAUAUUGGAACAGUUGGAGUCGGAUUUGGUGUUGGCGUUGGUGUUCCCGGCAACGAUCCAGUGAGCGUCGGCACUGGAGUAAGCGUUGGUCUCGACGAGUCCGGUCCAGCCGGUCGUCUUCCGCCAUUCUCCGAAGCAAUCUUUCCAAGACAGGGCGAGCAACAUUCGCUGAACGAUUACGAUGGAAACAAGGAUUUGAUAAUGCCAUCGAAAGCUUGGCAUUAUUAUCAAGGAAUUCGAUGGGGAUUCAUCAAGGCGCCGCAGUAUGAGCCGCGCAAAUCGCUUGUUGGUGUCAACAGCGGAGUUGGAGUUCUUGGAGCCCAAGCGCCAAAUGGAGGAUAA